CAUGGGGGAGUAAAGUAGAGGUCAGCCCUGCCACUCUCAUUUCCAGCAGUCUCUCUGGAGGGUUGUGGGGAAAGAGAAGGAACAUUACCACUUUUUCGGCAAAAGGAAGACUAGAAUUAGAAUUCUGUAGCUUAUUAGCAAUCUACCUUUUGCAUUCGCUUUUUUCCCCAGCCAAGAAAACCAAUAGCUAGGAAAGAUAACUGGUAGAGAGGACAGAUGGGUCCGACCUGAAUUUUCCCUCAUAGAAAAAAAGUGAGAAGAAAACAGGACUAGACAGAAAGAAAGGAGUCCUUAGGUCAAAGAGUAUGAUAUGGCCCAAGAUUUUGAAAGAAGACAGCAAGUAGAUACUACAUGAAUCAGAAGAAAGAGAAGGUCAGCACCAUGAGCAACUGUCUCCUGUUUGUGACUUUCUCUACUCUGGUGCAUCUCUCCCAGCUUCCUUGGGUGACAUGUGAAGAGAACUGUGUGAAUCCUGAGCACUGUCUGACCACCGACUGGGUCCACCUCUGGUAUAUCUGGCUGCUGGUGGGGAUUGGUUUGCUAUUCCUUCUGUGUGGCCUGACCUCAGUCUGCCUCCGCUGUUGCAUCAAUCGACAGCAGACAGGAGAGGAAGUGGGCCCACCACCGUAUGAAGUGACAGUCAUUGCCUUUGACCAUGACAGCACCCUUCAGAGCACCAUCACUUCUCUUCAAUCAGUCUUUGGACCAGCAGCCCGCAGGAUUUUUGCAGUAGCUCACUCUCACAACCCCAUGCAGAUACCUUCACUGACCCCGAGCCUGGAGCCACUCCCAGGCUAUGAGGAAGCUCUGCACAUGAGCCGCUUCACAGUGUCCAAGUGUGGGCAGAAAGCUCCUGAUCUGGCUCCAGUGCCUGAAGAGAAGCAACUGCCCCAUGGGGAGAAGGACAUUCCCCAGCAACAGAUAGAGGAUGCCCCCAAUUGAGUCACCUGGCGUGUGAGAACCAAGUGUAGCACUUGGAGCACCCCUCUCUCACAUGGAGUCCCUAGGAUAGCUAUCCCAGGUUCAAGGUAGGAUCUGUAAUCACUCAAAACUCUAGUUCUUGAGUCUCUUCCAACAUGUUUACUUUUUCCUCCAGUCAGCCGGAGGAUACAAUUUGUUCAAAGCAAAGGCAUUUAAUGAAAUAACAUAGUAAUAAGAAUCAAAAUAGAACAUUCCUUCCCAUAAACCUGGAGAACACUGUCACAAACAUACACACUGUGUGGUGAUGGGAAAUGGGCACAUGCUUAAAGAAUGUGUUUCCAAACGCCAUACGUGCAGGACUAAGUCAUCUCCAAGGCUGCAGGACAAUGACUGUCUCCUGAUAAAGUCACCAUGUUGUUCUCAUUGGUCUUAUUUCCUGAUUAGUGUAGAAUCCCCACUGGGUAUAUUGCUCUACUAGUUCCUGAUAUUUUUGCAAUGACUGGUGGGCAUGUAGUCUCACAAGGGGACUGCUUUUCUGAUUUCUAGUGAUCUAAUGUUGACUUCUGAGUAUGAUAGUCUCUGUAGGACAUUGUACCCCACUACCUGUUUCUGGGCUUCUUCUCUUUAGGGUCACUUGUUGGCCAUCUCAACUCUCACUUACAGUGUAGUGGCUUGAAUGUCCCCCUACUAAGGGCAUAUCGAUGGAGCUUUAGUCAAGCCACCACACCCUACUAGCAAAAGGCCGAGUGCCUCUAGGCUGAUUAAGUUUUCUUUUUCUUUUGUUUUAACUUAUUUUUUUUAACUUACAGAAUAAAACAAGCAUUUCCAUAACAUCAU
Molecule: messenger RNA, 1758 nt
Organism: Phascolarctos cinereus (koala)
Lineage: Eukaryota; Metazoa; Chordata; Mammalia; Diprotodontia; Phascolarctidae
Gene: TMEM52B
Product: transmembrane protein 52B
Source: RefSeq, a predicted model, not a curated record